AUGGCAGUUCACAACGAAUCUCAACUUAAUUCAACGCCUUAUUUUGAUCCUGAAAAGCACCCGAAAGACACUCUAAAGGCUUUCACGGAAUUUGUCAUAUGCUUUGAACUACGUUAUGAUGCCCAAUAUCCGGAUCCACCAAAAGUUUCCCUGGAUGCUGCAUUAGAACGAUGGAAGAUACAAAACACUACCGCAGAAAAUAGAGAUCCCAAACCUACUAUUCUCCAAUAUGACACAGUUAGAAAUGCAUGGCAUAGCCGAGAUCGUGUGCCUAAGCUUCUUGGUAUGUUUACUUCCAGCAGAUUCUACGCUGAUUGGUUGACAGCUGAACCUGACGAACAGAUCCGUAAAGACAUCGGCUGGGACGACUUUCUAACCAAAAUGCGGCGAUUUUAUAAAGGAUCUGAUAAUGAGACUGUCCAAAAUUUCCAUUUUAGAGAUAUUUCACAAGAACCUGAUGAAACAUUCCCAGGUUUUUGCAACAAAGUUAAAAGAGAAGCUAAACAUUGUGCUUUUAAAUGUGACAGUCCUACAUGUACAGCGGAGUCUACAGCCAUCAGAGAUCAGAUAAUUAUUGGAACAUCCAACAGCAAUAUCAGAGAAGAAGCGCUUCUUAGAGAUUGGAAUCUCACGGAUUUAUGCCAAAAAGGGAUGGCAAUGGAGAGUGCUGCUAGAGGUGGUACCGAAAUUGCAGACACUGGUGCAUGUGUAAGUGUGUGUGGAACAUCACAAGCUAAACGAUGGAAUCUUCUAGAUAAAUUGGUAUCCUCUAAAGUACGCAUAAAACCUUAUAUGAGUAAUCCUAUCUCUGUGCAUGGAACUGCUAUUUGUUCCGUCACUUUUGGAUCUAUUUCUGUACCUGUUGAGUGGCAUGUUAUUUCUGGUUUCUGUGAACCAAUUUUAUCUGGCGACAAAGCUUUACAACUUGGAAUCAUCAAUUUCAGUCCAAAAGCAGAAACAUUUUUUCCUAUACAUAGCAUAGAUAAAACAGCUGAUGACGUCUCAAAAAUUUCAUUACAAAAGAUACUUACCCACUAUCCAGAAAAUUUCACUGGGUUGGGAAAAUUACGACACCACCAGGUCAAGGAAGCUAGACAGCGUGACGGACUUAUCAAACAAAGGCGAGCCGAGAAAAUCAAUGACUCCAAAUAUCGCUACCAAAGUUUAUUUAAAAUUGGGGAUCGAGCAUUAUUACGAAACUACAACAAAACAUCUAAGUUUCAUCCAACCUUUCUACCUGACUCAUGCAAAGUCACACAUGUUGACGACACUGGCUCAUUCAUCCUGCUGGAAAGACAGAAAGAUGGUAGAAUGUUCACCCGACACCCUGAUGAUAUAAAGAAAUGCGUCAUCGAUGAAGAAAUUGUCCCAAAAUCACAACCACUUACAGAGCAAGAGGUUAUCAAACGUUGGCAUGAGUUAUGUGAGACUCAUGCCAACCACGGAUUAAAUGAUGACGAUUCUGGAGACUCAUUAUUAGAAUACCAACAACAAGAUGAUGGUAAUAUUGCACCACCUGAACCUCGUAACCGUAGACGAAAUCCAAGAUAUUUUAAUGAUGACUUUGUAAACUAA
Molecule: messenger RNA, 1575 nt
Organism: Lottia gigantea (owl limpet)
Lineage: Eukaryota; Metazoa; Mollusca; Gastropoda; Lottiidae
Exons: 3
Coding region: 1-1575 (524 amino acids)
Source: RefSeq, a predicted model, not a curated record